UAUGGCUUUAUGGCUGAAAUAAAAAUAGCCUCCCUUUUAAACUCAAUGGGGAUGCCACUGUCUUUUCCAGCUGGUCUUGUCAGUCAAAUUUCAAAACAAGAUGGCAGACAGAAGGAACUGGGUUUUAACACUCUCAGUGUGUAUAAUCUGCUUGCUGGUGGUCCGAGCAGACAUCAUAACGCACGCUCCAGUGGGCCAGCUGUUUGUGCACGAGCUAAAGAGAGAAGUCUACCAGAAUGAAUUUGAGCCAUUCCUCAAACACUAUGGACGUGUGUAUAAUGACCCCAUGGUGUUCAAGUGCAACAAGCAGCAGUUCCCAGACCUGCCACGCUGGCUGCGCUUCGCACAGCGUCACCCGUAUGACAACGGCUUCCUGUACGGCACACCGCUGCCCCAAGACCUGGGCAAGAACAUCAUAGAGGUUUUUGUGACAAAUAAACGAAGUUAUGAGACUUUCAAGGACCGCCUUGUUAUAAACAUUGGGCCUGCAGUCAAACAGAUGCCUUACCAGGCUGAAUUCUUCAUUGGGCUGAGGGAGAUCGAGAAGGUCUUACCAUCUGAGGUUCAGGAGGAGAUCAAGCAGGACAUCCAGCUGAUCUGGGGAACUGAUAACCUCGACUACGUCAACAUCACCUCUGCUCUGGACCGUGGUGGACGUGUCCCUCUGCCUCUGGCUGGACACUAUGAGGGUGUGUAUGUGAAGCUGGGGUCAGAUCGACCCUACUCCCCAUGUCUGCUGAGGCUGCAGACAGAAGCUCAUCUGCGAGAGUGUGAGGCUGGAGGGAAGCUCAGCGGAGACUGCAGUGUGUGCAGCAUCCCUGCUAACUGUGUGACCUGGUGUAAGUCAGCUCUGAUUGAUUUAUCCAGGCCUGUGCCUCCUACUCCGGCACCAACCAUGGGUUCGGGCAUUCUGGCAUGGGGAGGAGAGUUUAUCCCACCUGCCUCUCCACCUGAGAGAGACUUUAUCCCUGAUUACAUCGUUACUGUUAUCGUGCCCUUCGCUCUCGCCAUCCUCCUCUGCCUCAUUCUAGCUUACGUGAUGUGCUGCAGGAGAGAAGGAGUUCAGAAACGUGACGCCAUUACUCCAGAGCUCCAGCUUUACCAUCACCACACCAUCCAUGGGAACUGCAAUGAACUGCGGAACAUGGCAGGCAGCCGUGGUAGUGUACCACAGCCCCUGUCUACACUGCCAAUGUUUAACGCCCGAACCGGGCAGAGGGCUCCUCCAGAGUAUCCCUCCGACAGUGUCCACAUCCCCCUCAUCAUGGCCCAGCAGGAACCUAAUGUUGACACACUGCCCAGGAAAUAAAGAUAUGGUUCUUGGGAACCCAGUGAAGGAUCACAAGUUGCUGGGGAGUUUUUUUCUGCUUGCUCUGAUUUUUUUUUUCUGAUCUGCAUUGUGUGUUUAAGUGCAUUUUAAUAGGCGUACGGUAUGUGCCACUCUGCUUUGCUGUUAUGGAUAAAGUUGCAGUACCAUGUGGCUUUAAGUGCACCAACUGGCUCUUUUAGAAGUGUAAUGCUAAUGUUUAAAAUCUGUAUUUCAUCUAUUUCUUGGUGUUAGGAAAAUAUAUAAAUAGAUACCUGUAGAAUGUGAUUUGCUUACAUAUUAACCAUAAGAACAUGUCCUCCGUCCACCCAAAUGCUAGCACAUGUGUAAAUAUAUCAGUCCAGUAAAUCAAAUAUUAUUAUCUAAGCAGUAUAGAUUGCUUAAUUUUAUAGAAAGGCAAUGAGGCCAUGGCAAGAAGAUGACAUGCCGAACAUUCCUUUGACCACUUUAAAACAUGCUUUAUUUCAGCAUCCAAAAUAAUUAAAAACAUCUCGAAAUAUUAUACAUGUACAAAAUAAGUACAGAUCCUCUGUUUGGAACCAUUAAAGUGUCUGGUUGUGGUUUUCUU
This is a messenger RNA of Pangasianodon hypophthalmus (striped catfish), 1895 nucleotides long. It is a transcript of the gene sgca, whose product is annotated as sarcoglycan, alpha. The transcript has 11 exons. The coding region runs from base 101 to 1309 and encodes 402 amino acids. Lineage: Eukaryota; Metazoa; Chordata; Actinopteri; Siluriformes; Pangasiidae. Gene Ontology annotation, cellular component: sarcoglycan complex; membrane. Gene Ontology annotation, molecular function: calcium ion binding. The record is from RefSeq and is a predicted model, not a curated record.